UGAUAACCAUACAGAACCAGAUCACCAGAUACCUGAGUCAGAGGGAUGUCAGGGAUGGGAGCUCUACAUAUGACGCUACUUAUAAUUUGCUUACUGCUCGCCAUUGUCACCGUCAGCGAGUCUAAGAGAAAUGUCCUCCUUAUAUUUGGUGACGAUGCCGGAUUCCAGAUGGGCGCCUACAACAACACGGCCUGCAAGACGCCAAACUUCGACAAGCUGGCCGCCAGGAGUGUAGUCUUCAAACAUGGCUACACCUCCGUCAGUAGCUGUUCUCCCAGCAGAUCCGUGCUCCUAACAGGGUUGCCCCAACAUCAGAACGGCAUGUACGGACUUGUACACGAGCCCCAUCACUUCAGCACCAUGGACAGUGUCAAGAGUUUACCUGUCAUACUUGACAAAGCUGGAAUACGCACGGGUAUCAUUGGGAAGAAGCACGUGGGGCCGGACACAGUGUACAAGUUUGACUAUGAACAGACAGAGGAGAACCAUGACCCGAACGAGAUUGGGAGGAACAUCACCUUCAUGAGGAACUUCGUGAGACAGUUCCUCCAGCAGAAGGAUGACAGGCCUUUUUUCCUGUAUCUGGCGUUUCACGACCCACACCGAUGUAACAACAUUCCCCUGUACGGGCAGUUCUGUGAGAGAUUUGGGAACAGGCAGCCUGGCAUGGGGGUCAUCCCUGACUGGACACCGUCUUACUACAAGCCUGAAGAUGUUGAGGUCCCCUACUUCCUGCCGGACACGCUGACCACCAGGCAGGACCUGGCUAAUAUGUACACGACGUACAGUAGGAUGGAUCAAGGUAUUGGGUUGUUCUUGAGCGAGUUGGAAGCAGCAGGUCACAUGAACGACACUCUCAUCCUCUACACGGCUGACAACGGCAUUCCCUUCCCUGGCGCCAAGACCAAUCUGUAUGACCCGGGGAUGGGCGAGCCAAUGAUGAUCUCCUCGCCUCUACACAAGGAGUCCUGGGGCACUGUAUCUGACGCCCUCGGUAGCACUAUGGACUUUACGCCUACCAUACUGGACUGGUUCGGUGUGAACUACCCUCAGUACAACAUGCUCGGCAAGAAGGUGCAGCUGACCGGCAAGUCCCUCCUCCCAGUGACUGCCAACCCCGACACCACGGCUGAGAACUUCACCUACGUCUUCUCGAGUCACGAUCUACACGAAGUCACCAUGUACUAUCCCAUGAGGGUCCUCCGCACCAUGACGUGGAAACUCAUCCACAACUUAAACUUCGAGGCUCCGUACCCAAUAGCCCGUGAUUGCUACCAGGCCCCUUCCUACCUGGAGAUCAUCAACAAGACUAUGGCUGGGCUGAAAACAGGGUGGUUCAAAGAUCUGGAACACUACUACUACAGGGACCAGUGGGAACUGUUCAACAUUGAGAGUGACCCUAUGGAGCUGAACAACCUGGCUUAUACUUCUGAGCACUCGGAUGUGUUCACCAAGAUGCAGACAACGUUACUCACCUGGCUGAACGUCACCAACGACCCCUGGAUCUGUUCCCCGACGGGGGUGUUGGAAGGUGAGACGUGCAUGACGUUGUUUAACAGCCCUAAAGCGUUUGGUCGGGAGAGGUCGUCCAGUCAGGAUCUAAGACCAGGAAGUUUGUAGUUGAUCAUAUCGGCUGCUCGUCAUUGUUAAAUACGUAAAACAGAAUUGAAUGAAACAUUGAAUAAACGCUGUCAUGCUAUCCACUAACUGAAAUAUACUUCAAUAAAAGAUAUAUAUACUGGA
This is a messenger RNA of Haliotis rubra (blacklip abalone), 1743 nucleotides long. Its product is annotated as N-sulphoglucosamine sulphohydrolase-like. Gene Ontology annotation, molecular function: arylsulfatase activity. The transcript is spliced from 7 exons. NCBI's taxonomy places the organism in Eukaryota, Metazoa, Mollusca, Gastropoda, Lepetellida, Haliotidae. The coding region runs from base 46 to 1620 and encodes 524 amino acids. The record is from RefSeq and is a predicted model, not a curated record.